UAGUUGUUUUUGAGUACGUAGCAGCUCAGUUGCCUUAACAUACAGUCGUAUUUCUAAACCGUUAAAUAAACUAAUAUCGUUAGAAGUUUAAUUCACAAGUUGUUACAGACCUCAAGCUACUUAGCUAUAAACGACCUGGUUUAACGCCGUUAACGUAAUUAAGACGCAACCGUAACUUGCUGCCAAACUUGCUUGAACCGUUAGCUUAGCCACAUGAGACUGAACAUUUCACCGAACCGCAAUCCAAAAUUGGACAAUUUAAUGUUUCCUUGGUCGUUUGGGAAUCUACGUAUCUGUCACCACCUGGUUUAUACUUGUAUCUAAAUUAACUGAAGCCGCUCUUCAACUCGGCUUUGACAGAAGUCACAGAGAAGGACACAGUUUAAAGAUAUACACUUUUUAUUAUUAUUUCCAGCAGUUUAUAUGGAUGAAAUGUUCAAAUACUGACUACAAGGGUAGACAAGCUGGUCCGACAACAUGCGAAAAAGGAGUGAGAAUGGCAAGCCUGUGGAGAUCCUACCAAGUGUUGAUGACCAAACGCCCCUGGACAGUGCAGUUAGUAACUGCUGGGUCUCUAGUGGGUGUUGGCGAUGUCAUCUCCCAGCAGGUGUUUGAGAGAAGAGGAUUGGCUCAUCACAACGUGCAGCGGACAGCCAAGAUGAUGAGCAUUGGUUUCUUCUUUGUGGGUCCAGUAGUCGGCAGUUGGUACAAAGUUUUGGACCGGCUGGUGGUUGGAGGAACUAAAAGUGCUGCCAUGAAGAAAAUGCUGGUUGACCAGUUGUUUUUCGCUCCGUGUUUCCUGGGAGCCUUUCUUGGUAUCUCCGGUGCUCUGAACGGACUGACGGUGGAGGAGAACGUCACUAAGCUCAAGAGGGAUUACACGGAUGCCCUGAUCUCAAAUUACUACCUAUGGCCUGCAGUCCAGAUCGCCAAUUUCUACUUCAUUCCUCUACAACACAGGUUGGCUGUUGUCCAGAUUGUUGCUGUUGCUUGGAACUCCUACCUGACCUGGAAGGCCAAUAAGAUGUGACCAAUGAUCACAAGUCCGGCCUGUGAUGAUGAUGAUGAUAAUUUUACACUCAUUUGUAGUGUGUGUGUGUUUGUGUGUGUGACACGGGCCGUUCUGGUCUAACAUACUUCUUCUGAUAUUUCCAAUGUGUAAAACUGUGACUGACUCACUUAUAAAGGUCGGGAGAAAGUGCUCGUCUACUCUGAAUGACAAAUUCACACUUGAAAGUCAAACUUGCGUUUGCAUAAAUGUCUUUUUGAAAGUUUGUUAUUUAUGGAAAUGAGAUUUGGCAGUGGUGCCGCAGUGUAGCCACACAUACACACACACACACACACACACACACAGACUCACACACAUUAAAUUAACACCAAAUAGUUGCAAAGGAAACUUUUCUAAUCCAUUUAAUGUAUUGUUAAUCACAUGAAAUAAUAGUGUUAAAGGAGAAUUAUAUUACAGGUAAAUAGAAUCAUGUUUUGUCUCAUAAAGAAGGAAGUGUUCCCCUCAGAUUCUCUUCAUACUGUUGAUUGUCAUCUCAUUAGUCUCUUUUAUCAGAUAUUUUCAAAAUGCUCCAAAAUUUGUAAUAAUGUAUUGUAAUUUAUAUAUUUUAUCUUCACCUGCCUCACCUAUGUGCUUCUACUACUACUACUACUAUCAGUUGCAGGAUGCGAUGCAUUCUGGUCUAUUGAGGCUUCUGGGUGAAGUAACCUGAUGUUAAAAUAAUAGUUUGACAUUUUUGGAAAUACACUUAUUCACUUUCUUGCUGAGAGUGAGAGGAUACCACUCUCGUAUCUGUACAGUAAAUGAACGUACACCUAGCAGCUGCUUAGCUUAGCACAAAGACUGAAAAUGGGGGUAAACAGAUAGCCUGGCUCUGUCUGAAGGUAACAAAAUCUGUAUACCAGCACCUCUAAAGCUCACUGAUUAAAAUGUUGUAUCACGUUUGUUCGAUCUGUACAUAAGCCAAAGUGUAAAAAUGACAAGUUGCUGUUUUAACUUUAGCUAAUUUUGUUACCUUUGGACACAGGCUAGCUGUUUACUUUUAGUCUUUGUGCUAAGCUAAGCGAACUGGCUUCUGGAUCUAGUUUUUUAUUUACCGUACGGACCUGACAGUGGUAUCAAUGUCGUCUUACUCGCAGCAAAACAUCAGGGUUAUCACUACUGUCAAACUAUUCCCUUAAUCGGUCAAUGUCAUUGAAAUAUUUUCUGUUAAACUGCAUUGUACUAAACAACAAAACAGACCCCUGAAUCCAUCGGUGCAUCGACGACCGCUGCUAAAGUGUAAAUUGUUCCUCUUAUUUUUCAAUGUACAUGGAAUCUUUAUACUCAAAAUGUGCACAUUUUAAAUAACAAAGGCCACCCGUGUAAUGUUAACUAUUAAAGUUUGACAUGAGGUGG
Messenger RNA from Perca fluviatilis (European perch), 2404 nucleotides. RefSeq names its product mitochondrial inner membrane protein MPV17 (gene mpv17). Gene Ontology annotation, cellular component: membrane; cytoplasm. The transcript is spliced from 8 exons. The record is from RefSeq and is a predicted model, not a curated record. Bases 428 to 1030 code for a protein of 200 amino acids. NCBI's taxonomy places the organism in Eukaryota, Metazoa, Chordata, Actinopteri, Perciformes, Percidae.